This is a messenger RNA of Panicum virgatum (switchgrass), 3419 nucleotides long. RefSeq names its product triacylglycerol lipase SDP1-like. Gene Ontology annotation, biological process: lipid metabolic process. The transcript is spliced from 4 exons. Gene Ontology annotation, molecular function: triacylglycerol lipase activity. The record is from RefSeq and is a predicted model, not a curated record. NCBI's taxonomy places the organism in Eukaryota, Viridiplantae, Streptophyta, Magnoliopsida, Poales, Poaceae. Bases 759 to 3260 code for a protein of 833 amino acids.
CUAGGCAGUAGAUGCUCUGACUUGAUGAGUCCGUGCAGAUGGCUCCCCACACCUCUCGCCCUUUCCGACCCGACGACUCCUUCCCGCAAAAGCAAGGAAGCAAGCAACAAACCGCCCCGUUCCCUUCUUCCUCCUCUGGAAAAGGCGAGGAGAUAGAAGCAGCCAAGUGAUCCGUUUCGUUCAUCCAUCCGUUCCUCUCGCGCCACUAGAAUUCCCCGCCCAAUCUGACGCCGCCAUAUCCUCGUCGGCCGUCGCGCCAUUAAUCUAUCAUUGCGUCCACGCCUGCUCCACUUCCUCGCCCGCCCAUCCCCCCAUUACUUCCACGCAAAGGAUUUCCUUUUUACAAUACUCUAGUCUGAUUGAUUGAUCCGGCCAAGACUGUCGGAAGCUUGUGCUUAUUUACUACCUCUUCCCCUUUUUUUCCCCCUCAUUUUUGGGGUUUAUUUAUUCCCUCCCCCACGCUUGCAUCUUUUUUAUGCGUGCUGAGUCGCGGCUGGGAUCGGAGGCUCUUGCGAUUUUUUGAUCUAGCAUCCUGCCCUGCUCAAUUCCGAUUUUUUAGUUCGCAUUUGAGUAGCUGCACUUGAUUGGGUUCUCCUGUUUCUUCUGCUAGCUUGUGUAACUAUAUCCACUACUGGUGCGAAUUGGGGAUUCUUACCAUUUAGAUGUUCUUGAUUUGGAAUCGAAGGAGCUCCAAUUUUCUGGGGGCUCCGAAGAGCUCAGGUCGAUAUUAAACCAGUUCGGGGUUCUGGUUCCUGCCCAUGGACGAGUCCGGCGAAGCAAGCGUCGGCGCCUUCAGGAUCGGGCCGUCUACGCUGCUCGGCCGCGGGGUCGCGCUCCGCGUGCUCCUCUUCAGCUCGCUGUGGCGCCUGCGGGCGCGUGCGUACGCCGCCAUCUCGCGCGUGCGCAGCGCGACGGUGCCGGUGGUGGCUUCCUGGCUGCACCUCAGGAACACUCACGGCGUCCUCCUGAUGGUCGUCCUCUUUGCCCUCUUCUUAAGGAAGCUCUCCGGCGCUCGGUCGCGGGCGGCGCUGGCGCGCCGGCGUAGGCUGUGCGAGAAGGUCAUGCGUCAUGCCGCGACGUACGAGGAGUGGGCGCGCGCCGCCAAGGUGCUCGACAAGAUGUCCGAGCAGGUCCACGAGGCGGAUUUCUACGACGAGGAGCUGAUCAGGAGUAGGCUUGAGGAGCUCCGGAGACGGAGGGAGGAUGGGUCGCUCCGGGAUGUGGUGUUCUGUAUGCGCGGCGAUCUCUUGAGGAACUUGGGGAACAUGUGCAACCCUGAGCUUCACAAGGGCAGGCUUGAGGUUCCUAAGCUUAUAAAGGACUAUAUUGAUGAGGUUUCUACUCAAUUGAAAAUGGUGUGUGAAUCUGACACUGACGAGUUGCUAUUGGAAGAAAAGCUUGCCUUUGUUCAAGAGACCAGGCAUGCCUUUGGGAGGACUGCACUACUCUUAAGUGGGGGCGCCUCACUGGGGUCUUUCCAUGUAGGUGUAGUGAAAACAUUGGUUGAGCAUAAGCUUCUGCCUCGUAUUAUAGCAGGAUCAAGCGUUGGUUCCAUUAUAUGUUCAAUAGUUGCUACCCGAACAUGGCCUGAGAUUGAGAGCUUCUUCACAGACUCAUUACAGACCUUGCAAUUCUUUGAUAGGAUAGGUGGAAUUUUCGCGGUGAUGAGGCGUGUCACCACCUAUGGUGCACUACAUGACAUUAGCCAGAUGCAAAGGCUUCUGAGGGAUCUCACAAGUAACUUAACAUUUCAAGAGGCUUACGACAUGACUGGCCGUGUCCUUGGGAUCACUGUUUGCUCUCCUAGAAAAAAUGAGCCACCCCGCUGCCUCAACUAUCUGACCUCACCUCACGUUGUUAUUUGGAGUGCUGUAACUGCCUCUUGUGCAUUUCCUGGGCUCUUUGAAGCUCAGGAACUGAUGGCAAAGGAUAGAUUAGGCAACAUAGUUCCCUUCCAUGCACCCUUUUCGACAGACCCUGAACUAGGUCCUGGAGCAUCAAAGCGCCGGUGGAGAGAUGGGAGCUUGGAGAUGGAUUUGCCCAUGAUGAGACUCAAGGAACUGUUUAAUGUAAAUCAUUUCAUUGUGAGCCAAACUAAUCCUCACAUUUCUCCACUCCUCCGAAUGAAAGAGCAUGUUAGAGCUUAUGGAGGCCGCUUUGCUGGAAAGCUUGCUCGUCUUGCUGAGAUGGAAGUUAAGUAUCGAUGUAACCAAAUUCUAGAGAUGGGUCUUCCAAUGGGAGGACUUGCAAAGUUGUUUGCUCAGGACUGGGAGGGUGAUGUCACCAUGGUUAUGCCAGCAACAGUAGCUCAGUAUCUGAAGAUUAUACAGAAUCCAACAUAUGCAGAACUCCAGUUGGCUGCCAACCAAGGCCGCAGGUGCACUUGGGAGAAGCUCUCUGCAAUCAGAGCAAACUGUGCCAUUGAACUUGCAUUGGAUGAAUCUAUAGCAGUUUUAAACCACAAACGGCGACUAAAAAGAAGCAUUGAAAGGACCGCGGUAGCUUCCCAGGGACAUUCUAACUAUGUUCGAUUCAAAACACCAAGGAGGGUACCAUCAUGGAGCUGCAUCAGUCGAGAGAAUUCUUCAGAAUCUCUCUCCGAAGAAAUUUCUGCAGUUGCUACUUCAUCCACGCAGCAAGGUGCUGUUCUUGCUGUUGGCACACCACAUAUUUCUCACCACGACCGACACACUUCUUAUGAUGGAAGUGAGAGCGAAUCAGAAACCAUUGACCUUAAUUCCUGGACCAGGAGUGGUGGGCCUCUAAUGAGGACAGCAUCUGCUGACAAGUUCAUCAGUUUCAUCCACAAUCUUGAGAUUGACACUGAAUUCAGUAGGCCCUGUACUGUAGAAGGUGAUACUACAGGCAUUUUGUCGGAAUCUACCUUUCCAGACGAUCCAUGCCCAAACAAUAGCUGUAGAGUUGCUACGCCAGAUAGAUGCACAGAAGUUUCUGAGACCGAGUCAUGCCACACUGUCAACACCAGAGCUAGUCAAGCUUCUACUCCCACAAACAUCGCAGUUUCUGAAGGAGAGUUGCUACAGCCUGAUAAUACUACAAAUAGUAUUCUACUUAAAAUUGUGAAGGGAGAUGCUCUGCAUGCUCAUCAUAACAAUGCAACCGAAUUGGCCGAGAGCUCCUUGACUGAAGCAUAUGUGGAACCUUGUGACACCAUCUCAGGGGCCGAAUCUGCUGAAGAUAACAAGGAUGCAGCGGACUCAAGUAAUCCCUCACUUGAUAAUGCUGAUCUUAUAACUUAACAUCAAUCUUCAGUUGAUGAAUAGAUUCUUGAUUUUGAAAGGUCGUGAUAUAGUUCACUACAGCAACGCUGUACAAGAAAAUUGUUGUGGCUCUAUUUAAAGAGCACGGAUAGCAUAUAUGUUAUGUUAAUGUUAGUAUUUGCAUCUAUUCUGAGAUUA